This is a messenger RNA of Ruditapes philippinarum (Manila clam), 2559 nucleotides long. RefSeq names its product serum paraoxonase/arylesterase 1-like. The record is from RefSeq and is a predicted model, not a curated record. Gene Ontology annotation, molecular function: arylesterase activity. Lineage: Eukaryota; Metazoa; Mollusca; Bivalvia; Venerida; Veneridae. Bases 155 to 1228 code for a protein of 357 amino acids. The transcript is spliced from 9 exons.
ACUCCAUAAAAAACUUUAGAAGAAGCAAGGCAUAUUUACAAUACAAUUUAAGCUUUUAAUGAUCUAGCUCCUUAUCAUAGUGAAACUAUCGCGCUGAGAUAAUUAUUCAAAUUCUAGAAGUAGAAGGACUUUUGAUUGUGGAUAAAAUUUUAAUAUGUGGGGCUGCAUUUUUGCAGUUGCAUCCGUAGGUGUUUUGUCUAUGUUCAUUAUUCAAUACAGGGAUUGGAUUGACUGGAACAAAAAGUUUAUUUACAGAGUCGCACCCGGUCCAUGUAAACAAGUCUUAACAGAAGGAGGCUCAGAAGAUAUCACUUAUAUUGGCAAUGAUAUAGUUAUAAUAUCAUCAGGUAUUGGAGAAGGGGAAGGUGAAGGCGUAAUUAAAGCUCUUGAUCUUAACACAAGCCAAGUUGUUAACAUGACAAUACGUGGAGCACCUGACAGAAAAGAUUUCAUGACAAAGCCACACGGAAUAUCUACCUGGAAAGACGAAAGAGGGGAAAUGUAUUUAUACGUUAUAACACAUCCGUUAUCAGAAGACAGGAUAGAAGUUUUCAAACUGAAAGAGAAUAACAUUUUAAAAUAUAAACGGACCAUAACUGAUCCACUCAUGGUCAAUAUGAAUGACCUGGUCGCAGUCGGACGAGACAAAUUCUACAUCACCAGGUUUAUACAUUAUCGGGACAAACCACUGAAUAUGUUGGAAAUAGUGACACAAAGGGCAUGGGGAGCUUUACUUUACUUUGAUGGCAAAAAAGAAAGACCUGUUGUACCCACUGGCCUUUCAAUACCAAACGGAAUCAACAUUUCACCUGACCAAAAGAUGAUAUAUGUGUCAGAGUUUGGAACGAAGAAGCUACUUGGUUAUCACAGAUCUGAGGACAAUCUCCUGACAAAAGCUUGGUCGUAUGAUGUAGAUACAAUGGUUGACAACAUUGAGGUAGACCCAGAUACAGGUGACUUAUGGAUAGGGUGUCAUCCAAUAGCAUUAAGGGUUUUGGACUGGAUGAUGAGUGGAUUUGGACUGACGCUGCCGUCUCAGGUAUUGCGUUUCAAAAUGGAAGACAACAUGGUGUCGUCAGUAGAGGAGAUCUAUGCGGACGAUGGCUCAGAAUUAUAUGGUUCAACAGCGGCAACAUAUAUAAAAGGCAAACUAGUGAUUGGAUCUAUCACGGCAGAGACUGUCGUUUGCGAGGUCAACUAUCUGUCACCUUCACCUACUUCAAAUUAAAAGCAUUAAUUUUUUAAUGUAAAGACACUCAAUGAUAUAUUGAUCUUAUCUUAACAUUUGUGUUUUAUACAGAAAUUUACAUUGAAAUAUGUAGGAAACAUAUUAACAAUUUUGUUUUCUGCUGGAAAUUUAAAAAAAAAAAAACCAUCACCUUCAUAUCAUUGAUGAUGGUUCUGUGUUUCUGUGCUAUUUUCCAAUGCUUGAAUACUUUAGAGGUAAUGGUUCAAUAUAUUUUUAUUCUAUAGAGUGAACAUAAGGAAUGCUAAUUUCAAUACUUCAGUAUAUAUAUAGCAGUUUUUGUGUUCAUUUUAAACAAGACAAAUAUUCGUAUGGUACGUAAGUAUAAAAGUUAAUUCGGAAUCGGACAUAUUAUGGAGACAUUGAACAAGUCUUUUCUUAUAUAAUAAUUGUUUUAUUCGUAUCUGUUUUGACACAAAAAAUUAAUCAGGUAUGCUAUAAAUUUCAUUUUGGGAAUUUAGUUCUAACUGCAGAACGAGUAAGUUGAUAAAAAUUGUACAAACGCAAUAAGCUAGCAAUAUACCGUUUAUAACACACAAAAAGUGAAAUAAAUUGAACAUCAUUUGACUAAAUUGAAAGGACCCACCAGGAUGGUAUGCUAUCUAAUUAUCAGUUGUGCGGCGCGUUAUAGGCGCUAUAUGUUGUUUGCAUGUUUGGUUUUUCGGCGAACAUUUUAGGAAAAUUGAUGUUGGCUCACUUCUGGUAUUACAAAUUUUAAAGUUACUCUAGGGAUCAAAUCCAUCUUACCAGCUGGAGCAAAGCGAUGCAUAGAGACUUCAUAUAUUCGAACCGAUUUAGCCGUCCCAAAAGAGAAAACUGUGACAGCUAUAAUGAUGCCUUAAUCCUUGAAGGCAACUCCAUUGCCACAAGGAUGCGACACUUUAUAAAAAAGAUAUACCACUUAAGGAUCAACUUCAUGAACAGGUUCUGCCUGCAACAUGUUCAUUUUUGCCGUUACAGGCGAAUUUUCCCUUUUGUCAGUACAAUUCUUAAAUUUUUGAGAUAUUAGCAACACCAUCAAUAAAAAUGUUUAUUUACAGAACAUACAUUGACAUACAUGUAAUUUGACUCAAACAUUAGCAUGAGUGCAAACUAAAUUCUCCUCCUUCGAAGUUUUAAAAGACUUCUGAUAUUAAUUUUAAGUGAAACUAUCAAUUUAACGAAAUAUAUUUUGAUAAUAAAAGCACGGUUACACUAUAGAGGUGUGGCUUUUCACAGACUAGACUGGCGAGUCAUUAGCCAUUAUUCUUUAUGAAAUAAGCCCUGUUGUUCAUUAUGAUUGAAAAUUUGUUUAAAUAAAUAGUUACAAUUUG